AGCCAACCUGGAACCCACUCCAACGAGUCCAUCGACAUCAGAUUUAUCCUUCAUCAACAAUGGCGUCUAGCUGGCUGGACCGUGUUGUUGCCGAUCAUCUUGGUGAAGCCCUGGCCUGGCGAAACACAAAGCGAAAUGUCAAGACUGAACCUGGUACCGAGCCUAAGCAGCAUCAUCAAUAUACGGAUAAUGGUAGCAGCUUGAAAGUUCGAGUUUCCAUACCGUCUGCCGUACUGCAAGUACUCAAGGUCCAAGGCCAAUUUCUCACCCUCACCGAUGGUGUCGUCUCUAUUCAAGCAAGAGUGUCCAGUAACGCGAGUCAGAGAUUCGUGAAUCAGCACUCGGCUCCAAUGUCUUCCAUUCUGAACAAGUCCAUCACUGUCAGUUCCUGCGACAUCACUGCCACACAUCUGGGUCCUCCAGCCUCUCGCGUACAGCUGAUCGUUCUUGGCUUUGCCAUUUCUCCCGCUUCCCUGGAUUUGUCUGAUGUCAGUACCGUCACGCCUAUUCACCAAUUUUCAGCUGUACGGGAUUUCUUGCAACGACUACAUCAGCUAUCAAAUCCACCUGCAGAGCGCGCAGCUCCAACUCCAGCUCCGAGACCAGCACUUGUGCCGACGGAGGAAAGUCCAGAUGUGGAAAUGAGUGACGGUACAGCGGAAUCUGCAGAGAAGGUCAACCCAAUGAAACGUCCUCGCUCUUCUCCAACUCGGUCAAGUUCUCAUCGUUCAGUAAGGCCUCGCAUCCAUGAAGGUGACGACGAUGUUAUGAUUCAGAAAGGCGUGAAUCUGCAGCAGCCUGUACAGGCCUCUGCAAACAGUGCGCAUCACGGCGACGUAUUACGAAAUGUCUUGUCGAGGAACAGAGUCCUUUCUACGGGGAGGGCCUCAGCAAGCACUGCAAUUGAGCAAGCCUUGCGGCUCGGUACCGGCAUGUCAGAACAAAUGGGCCCGCCUCCAGUGCCAGCUGCUAAGACUAAGAACGUUCAAACUCAAGCGCGAUCACCGUCACAAUCGCAAUCGUUAUCUCAGGAUUUCCAAUCUCAGAUUCCUAUGCGUGAGCCUGCUGCUCCGGAACCUGUCAUCCCUGACACUGGAUCUCAAGGUGUCCCUGGCGAGGCUGCGAGCCAGAAGGAUACAGAUAUUAAUACCUCCAAACUUGGUCUACCAAACAAUACCCCAACAUCUGCUCAGCCGGAACCGGUCGAAGUCUCACAAUCGUCACUGCCUAAAGGUGAUUUGCCUGCACAGUCACAGCCUGCUCAGAUCUCGUCGGUACCUGUGACUACGUCCAGUUCUCAUCUGCUAGAAGUUCCGUCGUCCGGCAUACAACGACCAAUGCACAGAGCUCCACCAACUCUAGUCAUCAAAUAUGCAAGUCGACCGAUACCAGAAAACCAGAGGAGAAUAUUGGACAAGCUGACCUCGUGGUGGCCACCAAGGCCAGGCACUACUUUCCCUCAUCCUAACAUUCCCAUCGAAAUAAUUCAAGAGAUGGAGGAAUAUGCAGAGCAGCGUGCUGCCAGGAAGAAGGCAAAAGCACGCGAGAAAGAAAUUGAGGAAGAGAAUGGAAGGACAAGGGAAAGAGAGAGGGAAAGGGAAAAGGAGUUACUGGCGGCUGCUCCUCUCCUAACUCAGACCACGCAAAGCAGUUUACUUCCAUGGAGCUCAUCUCCACCUGAACCUGGUCCUUCUCGACAUCGUAUGCAGACGCAUCGCCGCUCAACGAAUUUGCAAAUGCCUCUACCUCCGGACAGCAGCGCAGAAGAUCCAAUGCAGGUCGAUGAACCAGAGGAAGAGAUUCCAUCAAGUCCACCUUCGGGCUCUGUGUCCGCUGGUAGUGAUGAUCCAGGUGCCGAUGAACCGUUGGAGACCAUGCCGAGACUGAACCCUCGACAGCUUCCCGAAUAUCCUUUGUCAUCGCCUGAGGAGAGUUCUUCCGGGAAAGAUCCUGAACUUCGUCCUGACAACUCCCAGCCAACGAGAGUCCUUCAAGAAAGCACGAGAAUUCAGAUUCAGAAGCGAAAGUACUCUCCUACUCCAGAUGAAGAUGUUUCGAAACCAGAGGUGCAAGCGGAACAUUCGGUUUCUCACGAUCGACCACAAGCCCCUGUACUCAUCGACACAGAAGAUGAUAUGAUGGUGGAUGAGCAACUAAAGAUCAAUGCCGACAACGUCUCCGAAGAUCCGCCUCAAGUCGGAGUUGACAAAAUCAUGGAAGACGUGCUGCAGGUUGAAAAUGACAAGAUCAUGAAAGAUCAGGCGCAAGUCAAUGUUGGUCAAAGUAGAGAAGACAAGCCACAGGUCCAAGUUGCAGCGUCUCCGCAACCGCAUUCAAGAUCGGAGUCACGACAGCGUCGGCGGCGAAACUGGGGCCUCGAGGAAUCGGGAUUCGUUGAAACCGUUGAACAAAGGCAAGCUCGUAAACGUGAGAUCCGGGAGAGAUUCAGACAGGACCAACAGAACGAGAGUGCUCACGAGACCACGCCAAUACCGCAUAUUGAACAGCAAAUCAAGGGCAUGGUCCAAAAGGAACCAGAGGUAUCCGCUCCAGUGCAAGAGCCUGAAGCUGAUCAGAUGGAAGUCGAUCAGCCAUUGAUUGGGUCAUCUAAAUCAACCGACCCUACUAUUGCUAAGAGGGCCAAUAUCAUCAAACAGUGGCGCCAACGGAGUGACCAGCAAGGAGGUCCCACAGAAGCAGGAGCACCAGAUGCUCUGGUCGUUGAAACGAACGUUGCUGAGCCUGCCAUUGCUGAGACUGAGCCUGAGCCUGAGCCUGAGCCUGAGCCUGCUCUUUCUGAACCCACCGUCUUGGUAUCUGUCGAUGACGGUCCUGUUAUUCCUGCAUCUGCUGGCCACGGAACCGCUCCUUCUGAACAUGCUGCGUUUGACUUCGUUGUUUCUGACGUCCCUGACGUUGGCUCAGCAGUGCAAAAUAUGCCUCGCCCAGAGUCAUUCAGCAAUGAUCGCAUGCAAUUGUCACACCAGUCGACAGAGUCAGAUUUGCCUCCUUUCAGGGACAGCCAAGUUCGCAAUGCAGAGUUUCAGCCACGAACUGAACAACAACGACCACUUCCUUUGUCAAGAGCUCCAAAACCGCCAACUUACAAGGCCCAGCAAGAAGCAUCUCCAGAGUUACGCCUUCAUAAUCGCAAGGGCAUAGCGAAGGGCAAAUUCCGUGAGCGAUCAAGGGCGCUGUGGGUUGGAUCACUUCCUGCGGAGAUCAGCAACAAACAAGUCAUGGAAAUGUUCGCAGAGUUCAACCCCGUCUCGGUAGCCGCAAUGAACAAGUCUGCUUUCGUCAAUUUUUCCGAUGUUGAGACUGCGUGCAAAGCAUUGGAAUUUACGAAUGGAUCAAUAUUACAGAAUAAGUCGGUUGUUUGCAACUUUACCGCUCCCUAUGAGUACUCCGACAAUCCUGUUACAAGCCCUGCUGUCUCUCACAACCCGCGUUUACCGACCCGGCUCCCAGAACAUGAUCUUCGACCCUCAUCCGGCACCAGACAUUCUAGACACGAUGACGCAGUCCUCUGGUCGCUCACUGUUGAAGACUUGUUUCACGAGUUUGUGAAGAAGCGGAAAUUCACAGGCAAUAGAAAGGCUUUUGAGAAUUUGUGCAAGAAACUUCUUGAUUCUUCCACGACAAUCCCACUGGCGCAAUGGGAUAACUAUGUUGUUCUGCAACCGGCUGUGUACAUGCCAUAUGUCAGCGAACGCGUCACUGACGGUGAAUUAUUCGACGACUAUGACACAUACUGGAAAGAGCAUCUUCAAGACACUCCACCAGACCUGAUCCCUAUAUUGACCCCAGCCCGAUUGGAGGCCGCUUUCAACAACGUAUCGGCACCUCAAUCGCCAGCCAGUAGACCAAGUGCGCCCAUAUCUCCGCAGACUGUGUCUGGUGCGAGCCGACCUCGAUCAUCACCCGCUCAACCACCACCCGCUAGACCAUCACCCGCUAGACCAUUGCCCGCUCGACCGUUACCUGCUCGACGAACACCAUCUUCAGCUUCCGCUCUCACUCCCACGCCUCGAAAAGCCCCUGUUGCGGAGGAUCUGAGACGAUCUGUCGUAGAACGUAGUGCUCAAACCAUGAUCAGCAGGCCCCAAAGUACUAUACCGGCAGCGUCACAUGAAAUUCUGGACAUGCCAGAGCCUAGAAGGGCGUCCGUAUGGUUGGCAAACACCGUCUCUCACAAGGCGGGAUUCAAAGUCGUCCAGUCAGAUCUUUACGGCAUAUACAAGGAAACCUUCAAAUCUUGCGAGGUACAGCCAUUGAAUGGUAAAGUGUUUUCGGACCUUGUGCUCUCCACUUUCCCGGUGCUCAAGACCACAAAGGAUACUAAUGAAAAGGGUGAACACACCUUCUACUUCGACCAACUCUGGUUCCAACAAUCAAUCCAGCCAACACAUGUAUCAAACUCAUCCGAUGCCAAUACACCAGGAUUCAGAAUCAAGAGCGCUUCCGCAUCCAUUUCUGGAGAAACGUCGAAUCGCAGCGAAUAUUUUACACCCUCUGGCGGAUCUAUUCGACGAGAAAGAGAUAGGAGCUCACUUGACGAGAGAGAUGGAAGAUCUCGAAGAUCUCUCCCCUUUAUAGGAGGACAGCAAACAUCCAGACCUCAACCACCUCGAUCACUCCCUCGCAGCACUUCCUUCAAAGGAGUGCCUAAGGGUAAGCCCUCUCCCGCAGGCCAUCUCUCAGCUCGUGAGGUCCUCGGCGACUAUUUUGAGUCACCGGAAUAUCAAGAAGCUUACCAGAAUUACCGAUUGCUGGGUACUAAUGUGACCAAGAAAGGGAACGCUUUUUCGGAGCGUGAAUGAUUGGUCGGUCUUUGACGGGCAUCGUUUGGCGAACAAAGGAUUCGCCAACUCGGCAAGGAAUGUGGCUGAAACUGUGCAUACAAUGGGAACAAGUGACAGCGACGGAUGCGUCGAACAAAGAAAAUGGUUGAUGAAAGGUCUGGUGGAUAUCACACUAACGCCUGAUAUUAAUAAUUCUAUCUUAGUUAGAAAUUCACAUGCAAGAUGGCACUAUUGGUGACUUUCGACGCUGCACGCAAUCAGGCAGAACUCGACUACCAGGACAUCAUCGAUCAUCCCCACGAACCACUGAAGGAUUAUCCAGGAAACCCUGCUUAUGAUGAGCGAGUUUCCUGGCAUGGAGGUGACCCCGUUCUGGCCGCAAUUUCAGUCGGUUCAUUACAC
This is a messenger RNA of Aureobasidium pullulans EXF-150, 5207 nucleotides long. RefSeq lists its product as uncharacterized. The coding region runs from base 60 to 4823 and encodes 1587 amino acids. Gene Ontology annotation, molecular function: RNA binding. The transcript has 3 exons. Lineage: Eukaryota; Fungi; Ascomycota; Dothideomycetes; Dothideales; Saccotheciaceae. The record is from RefSeq and is a predicted model, not a curated record.